Molecule: messenger RNA, 1569 nt
Organism: Rhizophagus irregularis DAOM 181602=DAOM 197198
Lineage: Eukaryota; Fungi; Glomeromycota; Glomeromycetes; Glomerales; Glomeraceae
Source: RefSeq, a predicted model, not a curated record
AUGAUAAGAAAAACUCGUUCAAAAUCGUACAGCAGUAACAAAACAAAUAAUACUACGAGCAAAAAUAAAAUCACGCAUAAGCGUCAAAGAACAUCAAACAGUACUAUUGAGGAAUCCACAGGGGAAAAAAAAGGAAAUUCGUCCAACCCAUCUGGUGAAAGUUUUGAUGCAGAUGAUGCAUGCAAAGAUCUACUUGAUGAUCUACUAGUUGUUCCUCUUGAUGAAUUUAAUACUCCUCAUAAUAGUACCUCUUUUAAUAAUGAAUCUCUUGAGGAAUCGGACAAAUCACCUAUUAAAAAAUCAAAUUCAAAUGUAACUGACAAAUCAGAAAAAUGCCUUUUGCAUUACAAACCUAAUAUUAACUUAAGAGCUGGAUUAUCUGAAAACAAUACUGAUACCAUUUCUACUGGUGAUCCUGCAUCACAUAAUAAAAAUUCAGAAUACUACAUAUAUAAAAGAACUGAUGAUAAUACUUCCCCUAAUACUUCCUCUGAUGAAGAUACUACCACUCGUGAUAAUUUUCAAGAUGAGCCUCUUUCUGAUGGUCCUUCUAACAAUAGUGAUAUGUCUGUUAAGGAUUCAAACAAACAUAAACCAAAAUACACAUUAUGUUAUACACCUGAGAAUACUGAUAAUUUAAGAGGACAAGAAGCUGCGCCACAGCCCCGUACAGCUGGACAAGAUUUAUCAUCGAGACAUUUUAUUAAUUUGGAUCCUUCAAUUAAUCAUGCAACUUCGGAUAUGCUUGCAACUCUAGUUAACAAGACAAAAAUCAUGUUUUUAAGAGCUCGGAACCCACCACCAGCUGCAUAUAUGGAACUAGCAAAGUCAGUAGCUCCAGGGUAUACUGAGACUAGUAAAACAAUUUCUUUUCUUAAGACAAAAAUAAACGCAUACUAUGCAGAUCAUCGUUUACACUUGAAUUCUGGUGCCAGAGCAUAUGGCGAAGAAUAUAUUGACAUCAAUGGAAUCACUCUCGAAAAUAUGCCAAAUGUAGAGAGUUUAGGAUCAUUUGUAAAUGAUACUGUAAUUUAUCAAUGUCUUAAAAAUCCAUUUGCACAAGUUUCUGAUGAGUGGUGGGACAAUGAUAAGGAUGCUGUCAAUGCAUUUAGAUUGUUAAUUGCCAAAUGCAUCAAAAUUCAUAUGAUCAACAUUUUAAAAUGUAUAGAUGAACCACUUCUUACAAAUGCUUCAGCUUUAAAUGAGGUCAAGACACUUGAUUAUAUUACACGUGAUCUCACACUUCCUCACCAUAAUCAAACUAAUUUCGUCAAUGAAAUAAAUUUUAAUGCACUGGAAGCUUCUACAAGCUAUAGGAAUAGACGUGGAUGUGGACGCGAACGUGGACGUUUUUAUGGUCGUGGACGUGAAGGAUUUGGCAGAAGACAUUGAAGUAACUCGUAUUCUAUGUACUUCAUGAUGUAAUUCAUGAUGUAAUACUAUCAUUUAACACUUGAUAUUUAAUGCUACUGCAUACUGUGCAUAAUAAUUUGAAUUUAAUUACAAAUCAAACAUUGUAUUAAAAAAUUUUAUACUAUUGUUAUGAAAAAUAAGAAAGAGUACGUGAAA